This is a messenger RNA of Mesorhabditis belari, 270 nucleotides long. The record is from the annotation of a GenBank genome assembly. NCBI's taxonomy places the organism in Eukaryota, Metazoa, Nematoda, Chromadorea, Rhabditida, Rhabditidae.
AUGGGGACACUGAGAAAACUUAUUUUCAAUUCCACUAUUCUCUAUUCGAUGAAAAAUGUGACUAUUUGGUCAGAAAAUCUCUUUGAUGCCUUGGAUUACAUGUUUAAAACAAAACAGAUCAUUCACCGUGAUAUCAAAACGGAAAACAUUUUUGUCACAAAAGAUUUCAUUGUGAAACUUGGAGAUUUUGGGACAACACGAGAAAUUGAUCAAACAUGUACUGGAACUUUUGAUGUUGGAACAAUUCGAUAUCGCAACCCUCCACAACCU